ACCGGAUAGGACUGUACGCGUCGCGUUGAUUCAAAAACGACGCAAAAUUCGUUAAGAAAACCCGUUGGAAAAGUGUUAAUAGCCAUUCUUAUGUUUUAAAUAGUAUAUUUAUUUGAUAAUAAUUCGUGACAGAAAUGGAAGACGUGUAUACAAUAAAAGUGAAAACGAAACCAGAUCCAAGGAACUUGUAUCCAUCGGAACGUCGGUAUUCUGCGUCGACCGUGUCUGGCUUUGCUUGGGUUCACAUUGUUCUGGCGAUAACAUUAUUAAUAUUAACAAGCUUAACAUUAAUCAAACCAGAAGAAAAUUCAGAAUUUACCAACACAUCGAACUUCAAGAAUUCCACAAACAACGAUAAUUCAUAUCUGUUAGUGAUGGCGCCAAGUUUAGUGGCAAUAUUCGCGGUAACUGCUGGUUUAACUGCAAUUUUGUCAUCUGUCAAAUGGUACAUUGAUAAAAACAUAGCAUUGUUUUUCAUAGCGUCUGUUGUUACAUUUUUAUCAUGUUUAUUAGCUAUUUGUUUGAUUAUAACAUGGAGAUUGACUAAUAAUGGCGAGAGGGAAGUCUUUGUGUUAAAACACACCGAUAUACUAAAUAAAAAUGAAACCCACUUGGUAAUUAAUCGACCCGUUACUGAGGAACAAACUAAAUGGUUAACAAAUAAUGUUUUGUUUGUAAACAUUUUGAUUGCUACGAUAUUAGAGUUGAUCUGGUCAAUUUUAAGUAUAAAAAUCUCAUAUAAAGGUAUGAAAAACACGUAUAAUGUUGAGGAUAAACGCGGAGAUUGUGUCCAAGUUGUGACAAAGAUAAAAGGAACACACGGAAGAAAAUUUCACCCCAAAAUUAAUAGGAUUUUUCUUGCCCAUAAUAAAAAUGGUUUUUAUUUGAAGAAUGAAAAAGUAAAAACUCCAGAGACAAGUUCCGAGUCGUAUAAAGAACGAAUGAUGGAUUUUUUGAAUGAGUCCUUUGAAGGGUCAUCAAGUCCGGAACAAUCCUGUGUGCAAUCAGAAACUGCCAUACAACCGGUAACCCCCAAUAAACGAAUAACACCCCUCAGUUGGGGAGAUUCACCAGAUCAUACUGUGUAUAAUCAAAAUACACUGAAUUUUGACAGAGUUUUCGAGUUUCUCAAUGAUAAGAGAGAUAAUAAGGAGUGACAAAUUUGUUUUUGUCUAAACUCUCAAUAAGAUAUAUUAAAAUAUAAAUAAAUAAUAUAUAACAUAUAAAUAGUUAGCAAUUAUAUAUACAAUAUGUUAUCUGUAAUGGAAGGCAUAUAGCAGCAGGCACACCUGAUGUUAUGUGACACCGCCGCCUAUGGACACUCACAUUGGGCUCCCAAGUGCGUUGCUGGGCUUUCAAGAAUUGGUAUGCUCUUUUCUUGAAGGAGCCUUUGGAAAUACUUCACUGGGCAGCUGGUACCACAUAGAGGUGGUGUGCAGCAAAUACUGCCCUAAGAAAUGCUUAGUUGUGGACCGAUAGACAUUGAGAUGAUAUGGAUGGUAUUUUGUAUUCUGCUUUGACGUCUGAUAUUGAAACACAGCUGCAGGUUAUUAGGCUGAAUAACUCCUCUAAACACUCUCCAUUGCCUGGCAAGACCAUAAGACUAAUGUCAAUCAUCAAACAAACAAACUCGGAAUUUACAAAAUAGAAAUAACUGGUGAAAUUGAUGUAAAGGAAAUAUUAAAUUCUUUUAAAUGGCACUGAUCACAAUAACAAAUUCCAGGCUCAGAAAGCAUGUAUGACCUUUAUGUAGUCUGCUGUACAGUGUGUUUGGUCUAACCAUAAAACUACUGUUGCAUUAGACUCUCCUUUUCUCUAUACAAAUAUGUUUUAAACAUAGUAAACAUGUAAGUUGGAAAUUCUGCAUGAGUAGAGGUUUUGACGAAUCUUGGCAUCUUGUAGCCCAGACGGCUUGCUAGUUUUCUCACAAUGUUUUCCUAGAUCAUGUGAUUGGUAAGUAUGCGCAAAGAAAGUCCAUUUGUUGAACUGUACCGUAAUGAGUCUGAUGCUCAUACAACUAGGCCGCCACUGCUGAAUAUUGUUAAUAGUUGUAGAAAUUAUAUUGUGAUAUUUUUAUAAUUUUUUACAUGACCUUGUAUUUUACUUAUAAUAAAUUUAUUAAAAUAUA
Pieris brassicae (large cabbage white) is the source of this 2128-nucleotide messenger RNA. RefSeq lists its product as uncharacterized. Lineage: Eukaryota; Metazoa; Arthropoda; Insecta; Lepidoptera; Pieridae. The transcript has a single exon. The coding region runs from base 135 to 1157 and encodes 340 amino acids. The record is from RefSeq and is a predicted model, not a curated record.